Manduca sexta (tobacco hornworm) is the source of this 4902-nucleotide messenger RNA. RefSeq names its product alkaline phosphatase, tissue-nonspecific isozyme. NCBI's taxonomy places the organism in Eukaryota, Metazoa, Arthropoda, Insecta, Lepidoptera, Sphingidae. Bases 68 to 1585 code for a protein of 505 amino acids. The transcript has 9 exons. Gene Ontology annotation, biological process: dephosphorylation. Gene Ontology annotation, molecular function: alkaline phosphatase activity. The record is from RefSeq and is a predicted model, not a curated record.
UGCUAUUGUCGUGAAUAUUAUCAUUUAGUUGAACUCGGCUUGGAUGCUGUGAAAGGUAGUGUUAAAAAUGUUUUUACGUACUUUAUUAGUGAUUGCUGUGUGUGUCAACGUCGGUGGACGGAGUUUGAAAAAUAAAGGUGCCCCGCAAAGGCUCUUAUUUGACGAAAAGAACAAAGACCAUUGGAAUAUACAAGCACAAUGGGUGCUUCGGUCCAAGGUAGCAGCUCCUCUAAACAAGAAAGUGGCCAAGAAUGUGAUCCUGUUUCUUGGAGAUGGUAUGAGCAUCACGACUCUGGCUGCGACGAGGGUCUACCUCGGCCAGCAGCACGGACACAACGGCGAAGAGUUGAAGCUUAGCUUUGAAACCUUCCCUUACACUGGAUUAGCGAAGACAUACUGCGUGGACCACAACGUAGCUGACUCGGCCUGCAGCGGCACCGCCUAUCUCACUGGCAUCAAGGCCAACAGUGGGACAGUCGGACUCAGCGCGGCAGUGAAACGAGGCGACUGUGAGGGACAGAGGAAUGGCGCCCACUCGGUUACUGGACUUAUGGACUGGGCACAGAGAGCUGGCAAAUCAACUGGUGUAGUAACAACCACGAGAGUAACUCAUGCCACACCAGCAGCAUCAUAUGCUCAUUCUGCAGACCGGAGAUGGGAGGCUGACACCGAUCUUCCGAAGAAGGGGCUGCACUGUGAUGAUAUUGCCUUACAGUUGGUCAGGGGAAGAGUGGGCAGUAAGAUUGAUGUGGUUCUUGGAGGAGGGCGAAAGAACUUCUUCCCGAAAUCACAAAGGGACGUCGAAGGCCACAAUGGAUACAGAAGCGAUGGAGCAGACCUCGUUAGGGAGUGGCUUGUUAAGAAGACCUCUAUGGGAGCCCUCCCAAAAUACGUGUAUACUAGGCAACAGCUAUUAGAACUUGAUGUUGAAGAAAACAAUAGUGUGCUAGGUCUAUUCGCACCUGAUCACAUGCCUUAUAGCUUGGAGGCAGAAGACGAUGAUCCAUCUUUAAGCGAGAUGACACAAAAGGCUAUUGAAAUUCUGUCUGCUAAUAAAAAUGGCUUCUUUUUGUUUGUUGAAGGUGGCCGAAUAGACACAGCUCAUCAUGAAACCAAGGCUCGUAAAGCAUUGGACGAGACUGCAGAGAUGGCUAAAGCUGUCGAGGCAGCAUUGCGGAUGGUGGAUAUCGAAGAAACCCUGAUUGUGGUGACCUCAGACCACAGCCACACCAUGACUUACAGCGGAUAUAGCAAGAGAGGCACUGAUAUUCUCGGAUUCUCAAAUAAAAUGAACGCAUCAGAUAACCUGCCCUACACCACUCUGAGUUAUGCAAACGGCCCGGGGUACAAGCCUCAUGAACAAUUCCGGAGACACAACCUUAUGUUGGAUGAUAUAAAUCACCUGAACUAUACCUAUCCGUCUUUGGUGCCGAUUGUUCGGGAGACCCACGGCGGGGAAGACGUCGCGGUCUUCGCUAAGGGACCCUGGUCUCAUCUCUUCACUGGAAAUUAUGAGCAAAACUACCUUCCUCACGCAAUGGCUUUCGCGGCUUGUAUAGGACCUGGGUUGACUACAUGCAAAUAAUAGAAAAUUUAAAUUAGAUUUUAUAAUUAGUGUGUAGAUCUCUCAAGUCCUUUUGAGUAUUCCUGAUGUAGGUAGUAAUACUUAGAAUGAAAUGUCAACAUAGCGAUCAUAAAGUCCAACUGAUGCCAUUAUUAAAUAUUCAUCAAAUUGACACUAAUCGGUACGAGUACAGUUAGGAAUUAACGAUCGUUAAGUUUGCGACUACAGUAUCUCACAAGGCCAUAUUGGAGCGUAAAAUCGUAUGCUCGCAGUUCAAUGUGAUGCAGCUUUGUAAUUCGAUGCUCUAGGCGGUAAAUUACUGUAAUAGAUGACACUAUGCGAGCGACUUGCUUGUCACCUAAUUAAGUUGUAUAUACAGUUAAAACUCGUUCUAUGUUACAUCGCGUUAUUCCUAGUUAAAACAAGUUUUCACUAAAUGCCUUUGUUAAAUCAGAAUUCCCUAGUUAUGACUAGAAUUUACUGUUUUAUAUAUUUUAAUUUUAGGUAAAAUUAGUUCUAACUUUUCUCAAAAUCUACUGAACGGAUUUUUGUACGGUUUUUACUAAAAGAUAGUGCAAUUCUUGAGAAAGGUUUAGCUUAGGUUAGGUUAAUAUGUAAUAAUACGUUACAGCAUAUAAAAACAGACCUUUAACUUUGUUAGAAACAGUUUUGACUGAAUCUUUUUGAAAGACGUGUUUUGUCUAGGUAGAACUAGUUUUACCAGAACGUAGUUUUUAGUAGCAGUUAAUUCUAGAUUUUACAAGGUUUUUAGUGAAAACUAUUUAUAACUAGGGAAAACGCAUUAUGACUGAGAACGGGGUUAAACCGUAGCAUAUACUAAGGGACUUCAAGACUUGUAUUACUAAAGAAUGUAUCCAAAAUUAAACUGACGUAUUUUCAAAGUGCAAUAUUUUAGGUUAAUCAUUUUGGUUUCCUUUCUACCAAAGGCGAACGGUCCAUAUAACCCGAGUCCUGCCGUCUUCCCUUUGGUAAUUUUUGUAAAAUCUUAAAACGAUUGUCAGACCCCUUUUUUGCAUAUCAGUACCUAUACUGUCGUGAUAAGUGCAAAAGCGGUAUGUCAGGAAAACCUAGAGAUAAUCGAAGUUUUGUAAAUAUCGUUUUAUAGUUUUGUAUGUAAAACUGAGAUAGAAAAGUCUGAAGGUUUUUUUUAACAAGUUCUAAACAAGAUACCGUUAUUUUGGUAAGUUCAUUGGAUAGGUAUUUCUUUGAGCUAGCUGACGACAUAAAAAAGAUUUUGUUUUUUUUCAGAUACGUUGUGUCGGGUUAUCUUUCGGAAACCUUCGCCACUGCUUUCCAUAUUAACUGUACAAAAACAUAGUCUAUUUUUAAGGCUAUUAGGUUUUAAUUUCGUCUUCGCAAUUAUAGUAAGUUUAAGCCAUUAAAGCCUGUUUUCAUCUACUAAUAGAUAAUAUCUAAGGCGACGUCUCAUAGCUAACACUAUCGCGUUUACUUUGUCAUUAUAUAUCUCCUUAAUUCGUAAGUAAAACAUUCGUAAGUCAAAUAUGUACAAAUUUUAUUCUAGGAAGUAAAUUCCAUUAAUUAAGUUUUCAACCAGUAGUUUAGUUUAUUUUUGACUUGCAAAAUUAUCCACGUUGUGAUAGAAUCGUGUUGUAGUUAGUUUUACAAUAUGAAGGGGCCAGCUCGACUGAGGUUCUACUACUUUAUUAAUAAGUUAUUCUUCCUCUAUAUUAUGGCUGCCACUGUUUAUUUAUCGGUGAUUUUUCCAAUGUCAAGUAAUAAUAGUAGAUACAAAACAAAAAGAGACUGUAAAGUCAGAUCGUCAUUCCAGUAAGUUGUUGCCUUUCUUGCUGCUGGUGAAAGUGACGUGAUCUAAAAUUUUCGAAAUUCUAACCCUCAAACCUUACCUACAACAAUAAAGGUUGAAAUCAUUUUGUACGAAUUAUUUAUGGUGUAAAAAUUAGGUAGCCAAAGGCCGACUUUCUCCUAUAAUAAUUAAUUUUAAAUCUAGGUUUAGGAAUAUGUUACUGCUAUAUUCUGUGGCUGUGCGGCAAAGUUAGGCUUAAAAAACGGAAUUGAAAACUAGAACAAGUGAAAAAUACAUAUAUUUAUAAUUAGGUAUAUAAAGAUAUCCUAUCACUUUAGAACAUUGCCGCGGAAUAGUUGUACUCUUACUUGACUGACUUUGACUUGAUUGACUUGCUCGGUUUCAAUUUAGGACCUAUUUCAUUAAAAAAUCUAAAUCGUAAUCUUAGAUUUGAUCCUAAAGAUCAAAAUAAAUUUGUAGUAAGUAAUAUCAAAACUUAAUUCUGCUUGAUCCAUUUUUGCUAUCGAUAAAAAAAAAUUGGUAUCGUUUAUUGCAAUCGGCGGGUAGUCUGUACAUAUUAUAAAACAAAGUCCCCUUUUCUGUCUGUUUGUAUGUAAUUGAUUUUCUCCAAAUCUACUGAACGGAUUUUUAUGAUAUUUGGUAUGGAGAUAGUUUAAGACCCUGGCAAGGUUAUAGGACUAUGUAGUGGGACAUUUAUCUCGGAAAACUCCUUCACACGGGCGAAGCCGCGAGUAAAAGCUAGUUAUAUUAUAAAAGUGAUUUUGGCGGAUUUUUCAAUUGUCGGAUGAAAGUUAUUGAUUAUGAUUUCGUAUAACAAUUAUCAUAUGCUUGAACAAUUUUAUUAAUACCACUUUCACGUUUUAAUUUGUUGGGGUUAUCAAACGAAUAUAUAUUAGAUUAUUGAAAAAUCAACCCUAAAGCCUGUUUCACAAUGUUCAAAUAAUGUUUAAUUAACGUAUUACUUUUAAUGUAUAUAGUACUUUUGAUUAUGAUUUAUUUGGGAGCUUGAAUUUGUAUUUGGUCGUUCUAUAAAAAUUGACUAUUAGCCUCAGACAUCGUGGAAUAGGCCUUUAAUAAAAUCAUCUCAAAUCUUUGCUGGUGGUAGGAUAUAUUCUAUAUCCGCCCGAAUAGCGACCUCCGUACACAAGUUAUUAAAAACCGCUAUAGUGGCUCAUGUAAGUGUGUCGCGUUCCGGCAACAGCCUGUGUAUAUCCAGUCCUAACAGGCCGGCAUCAUUGUGACGACUGCCGAGGGGUAAUCAUAUCUCAUCAGUCGAUAUGCUAUUGGACCCCACUCCACUUACCAUGAGGUGUAGUUUGGUCGCUAUGCCGUUUACGUAUCAAAAAUCUGUUAAAGUAAAACUCUUGAAUGUCGAAGUUUUUAUAUUGAUGCUAUUAGUAUUAUUAUGUCUAAGCAAAUUUUGAACGUAAUUUUCAAAGAUUUUAACACGAUUAUACCCAAAAUACUAAUUAGACAUUUAAGUUGUGACUAGUGUUAUUUAUUGUAAGGUUAAAUAAAUCAUAUUUUCGUA